This is a messenger RNA of Paramecium octaurelia, 1667 nucleotides long. Lineage: Eukaryota; Ciliophora; Oligohymenophorea; Peniculida; Parameciidae. The record is from the annotation of a GenBank genome assembly.
AUGAAAAGGGUAUUAUCUCCAGAAAGAACAAUGAUUGCUUUAUAUGAUUUAGAUAAACCUUAAAAUUAGUCAUAAAGAAGUUUUAUAGUUUAAUCGAAUACUAUAAUUGGGGAUCUUUUGAAUUAGAUUAAGUAAAAUAUCGAUGAAAAUUAUGACAUUUAAUUGUUUUUGGAAAAGGAUAAAUAAUUUGAUGGAAGUCCAAAUACUUUUGUAAUGAACAUUCUCAAAAUAUUACCCACUAGAACUUUUUAUUAUAAAAAGGUUUUGUGUCAAAAAAAUUCUUCAUAUUAGUUAUAAAAAUCUUAGUAAUAUUAGAAUGAAAUCUAAAUUAAUGAGAUUAAAAACAGGAAUAACAAUAUUAACAUUCAAUAACAAACCACCACACAAGGAGAAUAUUAAUUUGGUAAACCAAUAAAUAAUCAAAAUUAACAAGACUAAAUUGGUAUUACAAAGAAUUAAUAAGGAUAUGGACCUACUUAAAACAAUUAUGCUAAAAAGAUACUAAUAAAAGCAGAAGAAAACCUUACUUAGGUUUCAAGGCCAUAGAAUUUAACAAAUACUUAAAAUAAAUAAUCAAAUGCAUUUGCAGCUGACAAUCUAAAGUAUUUUAUUUAUCUAUAAAGGUAUUAAUCUUAAUCUCAGAUUUAUUCGAAUUAAAUUCAAUCCUAAUUAUCAUUUUAAGAUCCUUUUUUGUUAUAAAAAGAGAAAUAAUAAAUAGAUUAAUAGAACUAAGACUUAAAACAACAAGUCAUUAAUCUUAAGUAAAAAUGAUAUAAUUUACUAGUUCUAAAAUAAAAACGUAUGAAGGGACGAUAAGGGAUUUAUAAAAUCAAAUGGAAAAGAUAAAGUCAGAAUCUUAAUAGAGUAUGUAAAAUUUAUAAGAUAAAUCUUAUUUAGCCAAUAGUUUUAAUAUAAUAAUUCUAAACUUAAAGAAGAGAAUGAUAAAUUAAAAGAUGAAAAUGAAAAAUUAAAGAAUGAAAAUUAAAGGUUAAAAAAUGAAAAUAAUACCUUUUAAAGAAAUUUUAUAGAAUCGUAAGCUAAACAGUAACAAUAAAUUGAUGAAUCGAAAGUUUACUAUAAUAACCAACAAAAAUUAAGGGCUUAAGAAAUAAAUCCUUAAGAAAAAACAAAAGAAUAGAUUUCUCUCUCAAGUUCAUAGAUAUCCUAGUCUUAAUAUAGUAUUUUAAAUAUUAUUAAUAUAAGACUAUUAAUCUAAAGUUUAUAGAAAUAAGUGUGGCCAUUUAAUAGAUAUUUCUUACAUAUCAGCCUAACUAAGUUAGGCAAUUACAAGCAAAUCAAAAGCUUUAUGCAAUCAGUGCAUAUUACCUAUUUAAUCAAAGCUGUGCUUAUUGUUUGAAUAUGGGAAACAGUACUUAGAAACAAAAAAUUCACAAGACCUUUGGCAGCUUUUUAAUAAUCUAAAGAGAAGGUAGUUCAUAUCUCAGGAAAAAUUAGUAAAAUGUUCAACUUAAAGUUGUCAAUUCUUUUGCAUUUGGAACUAAAAUUUAAGGUAUAUGCAAUAAAUAAAUGGAUUUUGCCCCUAAUGUUUAAGACAUACUUUCAAUUACAAUGAACUAUCAAUGUCAAUGUAUUAAACACCAUAAUAAAAUAAUUAUAAUUAUAACUAGUAAUAGUAAUAGUAAUAGUAAUGGAAAUCAUUUAAUUGA